Hydatigera taeniaeformis is the source of this 1296-nucleotide messenger RNA. Lineage: Eukaryota; Metazoa; Platyhelminthes; Cestoda; Cyclophyllidea; Taeniidae. The record is from the annotation of a GenBank genome assembly.
AUGUCAUUUAGGAUAAUUUAUGAAAGUGCAACUGAACGCACCUCGUCUCAUGCGUCACAAUGUCAGCCUCCCACUAAAUACACCAUUCAUCGGGAAGACUUCGCCAAGACUCUUCAACAGAAAGAAAUUAACUCUGUUUUGGAGCAUCUUGCCUCUGUUGAUGGUAUUUCAUUGUCUGCGUUCGUGAGUCGCGUUUUGUAUGUUUCCUCGCCCAUGAAAACAGACCCCACUUUAACUGAGAAAAUUCUUAGCGAAACUAUCAAAUGCGUGACCUACACCGCUCCUUGCGAUAAUGAAAGUAACUUCCUUGAGAAAGUUGAAUCGCUUCAUACUUUGUGCAAGGUUGCGGCAACUGAAAGCCUAAUAAUUCCAUUCAUAGAAUGGAUGAAGACUAAUUCGGAGAGACUGAAUGAUGCGUUGGCUAGUUGCCUAAUCGUAGAUUGUCAGGAAUUGGCGCAGGAAUGCUGCUUUACGAUUGCGUUCCUAGCCAGACGACUACACUUCAGCAUGAGGGGAGGAGUUGAGGUACUGAUAGACACAUUAAUACGCUUGAUGGCACGAGCUCUCUUACCUAGAGAAAAGAAUGUUACUGCAUAUCGAGAUGCUCAGCGCCUUCAUGAAGAACGUGAUAGAUUAAAAAAAUCUCUAACAAUUUUUCAUCCACCACCCUUGAAGUACAACUACUAUGAAGUUUAUCAUCGCCUAAUUGGGAUAAUCUACUACACUUUGGCCGAUUUGCUAUAUAGCAUUCCUCUACCAGAACUCGUCCGAUUCUUCACUUUUCGUAUAUUUCGUCGAAGGGAGAUAGCACGUCUCCUCCUCUUUCAAAUCCUUGACUCCGUUACCGGAAACAUAAGCGAAAUUCGUGAAGAGGCAGAAAACUUAGCCUCUAAAACGGAAAAAUCGGAAAUGUAUGAUGAAAAUAUUUGGCGACUUCUUCCAAGCAUACUCUAUUUGGACAUUCUGAGAGCUUACAGUGAGAUCAAUAUAGUCGACCGGGAGUACCCAAAUACUAUACUCAACAUAUUACGAGCACAGGCGACUCAAAAGUACCCACUAAUGGAUGAGAAGACUCUAGCGAAUGUGGAACAAUACUGGGAACAGUAUCAAUUUUUUGAUUUAGGCAUGGAAAGGGUGCCACGCCUGUCACUCAACUUGCCGUCAGUGACAAUGACAAAACCGUUGGAAAUUAAGAAGGGCAGCGCUAGUGGAAGCCUCCAUACAUCUAAUGAGCUGCCAGAGAUAGGCCCAAGUCUACAUCAUCCUCGGCCUACGUUACUCUUAAAAAAUUUAUAG